Kwoniella shivajii is the source of this 1293-nucleotide messenger RNA. RefSeq lists its product as uncharacterized. Gene Ontology annotation, cellular component: NatC complex. The transcript is spliced from 10 exons. Bases 1 to 1293 code for a protein of 430 amino acids. The record is from RefSeq and is a predicted model, not a curated record. Lineage: Eukaryota; Fungi; Basidiomycota; Tremellomycetes; Tremellales; Cryptococcaceae. Gene Ontology annotation, biological process: N-terminal peptidyl-methionine acetylation.
AUGGAGGAUAUCACACUAUUAUUCAGCCAGUCUUGUCAAGGACUAGCUACAGGACGAAUGAUUAAACCGGCAGAACUCACCAUGCUGGAUGCUAUGAACGCUAUUCAGCUGUUGGAUGCUAAGAUGGAUUCUGGGAUGAUCAUUCAGUCCGCUAUGUCACCUGUUCGCUUUGAUCCCGAGGCGCCUUUAUGCGUCGAAGAUGUAUGCUGGGUCAUGGACAGAAUGAUGGCGCUGGAGGUGGCAUGGUAUCGAGGUGCAACGCUGUGUCAAUCCGUUUACACCGGCUUAUAUUACCACAAUCCCCAACAUCUCGCUGGACCUUCGAGAUAUCCUCAGCAGGAACAACAGACUUACCUGAUGUACCUGGUACUUCGAUCCUACGUUCUACUUUACUGCAAGACCAUUGAUCUCGCUUACUCGGAGUUUGCCAAAAACCAUGUAUACGACGGCGAAGAUUGCUGGUUAGAUCAUUACGGUGUCGCCGUAAGAAUGAGUGAUCCAAUUGAAGAUGUAGUCAGUCUCACGGAUGAAGCCCUUGUGUGGCUUGAGAGCGAGCAAUGUGACAUAUCGACCAAAUGGCGUGAACAGCUGAUCAAACGUUUGGUCUUCCGAAGGGCAGCAUUCGAUCCUACCAUGCCUUCUCAUCUUCGCCAGAGCAUGCCCCUACCCGCGACUGAGCAUAUUGAGAUCGGUACCGCAUGGCAAGUCCUAUCUGCGGGCUUGGAUGAUCUGGUCGCGCUUGAGUCGCUAGUACAGGACGGAACUUGGAAUCAAUGGGAUUCAAGAUUCGAUCUGGUGUCCAACCGACUAUUCGAUGGUGGUUUGCACGGAAACGAUCUCAUGGCACUUGCGACAAUAAAUCGAGAGAGUAGUAAAAAUCCGGCGAUCUUGCGGGAUUUUGGGGAAGUCACAUCAGAGCUAGGACCCGCGGCCUGUCAACAAAUUAGUGUAUGGAAAAACCUCGUCUCAGGGGUGCUACAUGCUAUACGUCUGGAUUGCCUCAUAGAGUCGAAUCUAGCUUCGCUUGAUCUUGAUAUGGCAACGCCGCUCGACGAGACAGAGCUUUGGUGGUGGAUGAGUCAAGUAGCUUCAGAAAGAGCAAUCUGCUGCCCUUUGUCAUCAACCUGGCAAUCGUCAUGGGCCAAAGUAUGGGCGUCCAUGGCUUCAGCAGUCCAGAUCGAAAAAACGCUUCUUCAGGAUGCCACGCGACAUCUCGUCGAAGCAAUCGAGAGGCUGGAUCACAUUCUGGAAGAGACCAAUGAUUGUUUCGUCGGAGUGUCAGACUUUUACUGA